AUGACUCCCAGCUCUAUGAUCAUGGAUGACACCUCCUGGGAUGACCCUGUCGUUCCCAUCAACAUCACCAUCGAUUCCUCGAUCGAUGUCUUCGGCAACAAUAACACCGUGAUUCUGCCGUCAGCUAGUUCUCCGAAAGGCAUUACACCCUCAAGCACCGACUCAGACGACUCGAUGUCGUCCGCAACCGCCACAUCCGCUCAGCGAGGGCGCGCUGCCAAAAUUGGCCACCCGGCCGCCGUCAUCAUCGCUGCCCUGAAGCAGGCCGGCGGACUGACCGAUGACCUGGGGCGCACUCGGCCAAUCCAAAUCGGCAUCAAUUCUGGCAUCAAAAUCGACGGCAAGAAUAACACCGUCUGUACUGGGGAGAGGCAGCCCCGUCGCAUUUUUGCCUACUCGUCCCCGGUCGUAAUUGGUGAGAAACGGUGUGCAGAGUCGGAACCUCCGGCCCCAGGACCGCCGGCCAAGCAUCGCCGUUGA
Messenger RNA from Penicillium cinerascens, 480 nucleotides. RefSeq lists its product as uncharacterized. The transcript is spliced from 2 exons. Lineage: Eukaryota; Fungi; Ascomycota; Eurotiomycetes; Eurotiales; Aspergillaceae. Bases 1 to 480 code for a protein of 159 amino acids. The record is from RefSeq and is a predicted model, not a curated record.